CAUGCUGAUCGUGCCAAUCCGCGUGCUAUAAUAAAUCCAGCAUAAUGCAUUGAGUCGCUUGCCCGUUGGCCACGCUAAUCUUCCAGAGAUCCCGACUGUGUUUAUGGGAAUAAGAAGUCGUAAAAAAAGCAUUGAAAUGAGCUAGACCACAAUGUGUCACCAUCACAAUGUGUCCAACUCCAAUCCACAAGGGUAUAAAUAGAGGGAACGGCGUAGAUGGACUGUCAGAACUGGAAGUGAUUUGAAAUCGAAGCAAGAUGCGAUCCCGCGAUUCCCUGUUGACCAUCCUAACAUUGCUGAUUGCCUGCUGCCUGGAUUCGAGUGGCGCUCUGUUCUUCAAGUCCUGGAAGACGGGAAAAGGAUAUACUGGAUAUAGUGGAGUACAAGACUAUGGUGGCUAUGGAAACUACGGCCAGGGAAACUACGGCUAUGGAAGCUAUGCUGUAGGAUAUGGUUACAACUAUCCAUCCUAUCCGGCAUAUAAUUCCAAUUCUUACCCAGCUUACUCAGGCCACGCUUCUUACUCCAAAGGAGGACGCAAGCCUUCUGGAAACCGAAAAGGACGCACUUACUCGGACAUUCGAAGAGUUAUAAAUCCUGCUCCAUACAUCGGCCCUGGAGGCAGUCGCUUCCUGCCCCGUACUCCAUAUUCCGCCCUUUGGGGUUAACGAUUCGACCAUCUGAACUCGCUUCGUUGUCAGCAGUAUUAGCCAUUAAAAUAAAAUCAGCGAAAGUUACAUCUAA
Drosophila sechellia is the source of this 744-nucleotide messenger RNA. Its product is annotated as neuropeptide-like protein 29. The record is from RefSeq and is a predicted model, not a curated record. The transcript has a single exon. Lineage: Eukaryota; Metazoa; Arthropoda; Insecta; Diptera; Drosophilidae. Bases 258 to 668 code for a protein of 136 amino acids.